AUGUCACAACAAAACGGAAUCGCAACUUUGCUUAAGGCCGAGAAGGAGGCUCAUGAGAUCGUUUCGAAGGCUAGAAAGUACAGACAGGACAAAUUGAAGCAAGCCAAAUCUGACGCUGCAAAAGAAAUUGAAGCAUACAAGGCUCAAAAGGACAAAGAUCUGAAGGAAUUUGAGUCUAAAAAUGCAGGUGGUGUAGGGAAACUAGAGGAGGAAGCUAGUGCUCAAGUUCAAGGCGAUUUGAAAGAAAUUGAAGAUGUGGUCGCCAAGAAACAGCAAGACAUCGUCAGACUUUUAGUUGAAGCUGUCAUUAAGCCAACGGCCGAAAUGCAUGUCAAUGCUGCUUAG
Molecule: messenger RNA, 345 nt
Organism: Zygotorulaspora mrakii
Lineage: Eukaryota; Fungi; Ascomycota; Saccharomycetes; Saccharomycetales; Saccharomycetaceae
Gene: VMA10
Product: H(+)-transporting V1 sector ATPase subunit G
Exons: 2
Coding region: 1-345 (114 amino acids)
Biological process (GO): proton transmembrane transport
Cellular component (GO): vacuolar proton-transporting V-type ATPase complex
Molecular function (GO): proton-transporting ATPase activity, rotational mechanism
Source: RefSeq, a predicted model, not a curated record